This is a messenger RNA of Chrysochloris asiatica (Cape golden mole), 1128 nucleotides long. Its product is annotated as actin-related protein T1-like. NCBI's taxonomy places the organism in Eukaryota, Metazoa, Chordata, Mammalia, Afrosoricida, Chrysochloridae. Gene Ontology annotation, molecular function: chromatin binding. Gene Ontology annotation, biological process: regulation of DNA-templated transcription. Gene Ontology annotation, cellular component: nucleus. The coding region runs from base 1 to 1128 and encodes 375 amino acids. The transcript has a single exon. The record is from RefSeq and is a predicted model, not a curated record.
AUGUUUGCUCCAUGUAGUUUAGAAAUUCCAGCUGUAGUUUUUGAUAAUGGGUCUGGAGUCUGCAAGGCUGGCUUAUCUGGAGAGAUUGGACCCCGCCACGUAAUCAGAUCUGUCGUGGGAGAUCCAAAAUUGGACUUGUUUGCCACAAGAGCUAAUCAGAACUUCUUCGUGGGGACUGAAGCUCUGUACAAGUAUGAGACCCUAAAUCUGCAUUUUCCUAUUGAGCGUGGCCUUAUCAUGGGCUGGGACUACAUGGAGAAGCUCUGGAAACAUCUUUUCGAGUAUGAUCUGGGAGUGAAGUCCAACGAACAUCCCGUGCACAUGACUGAACCUUCAUUGAAUCCAAGACAGGUUCGUGAGAAGAUAGCAGAGGUAAUGUUUGAGACCUUCAAUGUGCCUGCCUUCUAUCUGUCUAACCAUGGGGUUGCAGCACUCUAUGCCUCUGCCUGCAUCACCGGCCUGGUGGUGGACAGUGGAGAAGAGAUCACUUGUACCGUCCCAGUCUUCGAGGGUUACUCCCUGCCUCAUGCUGUCAGCAAGCUCUAUGUGGCCGGCAGGGACCUUACAGAGCACCUGUCCCGGCUGCUUCUGGCCAGCGGGCAUACCUACUCCUCUGUAUACAGCAGAGCAGUGGUGAGUGACAUCAAGGAGAAGCUGGGCUAUGUGGCCUUUGAUCCAGACAAGGAGCUAAGAAAACAAGGGCAAGUCCUGAGAGAGUACAGACUGCCAGAUGGCACUACAAUCUGCAUCGGGGACCAGCUACACCAGGCUCCCGAAGCCCUCUUUGCGCCUGACCAGCUGGGCAUCCAAAGCCCUGGAAUCACGAAAAUGGUCACCAGGAGCAUCUUAAAGUGUGACACCGACAUCCAGGCCUCCCUUUUAGCAGAGAUUGUGCUGGCCGGGGGCACCACUCUGUUCCCUGGGUUCGAGGAACGCCUGUUGAGAGAACUGGAAUUAGUAGCUGUCAGAGGGACCCCCAUCAAGAUCACAGCUUCUCUUGACAGGUGUUUCUCUUCCUGGAUCGGUGCAUCCAUCAUGAGCUCUCUGAGUACCUUCAAGCAGAUGUGGGUCACCUCUCCUGAAUUCAAGGAGUUUGGGCCAUUUGUGAUCCAGAGAAAAUGCUUCUGA